AUGCCUCCUCCGUGGCGCUUUGACUGGACGGGCCGUAUCUACCUCAUCAAAGAUAAGUACGUCCUGAUUGAAGAACAGCUCACAGAGGCAUUUAACGAAGCUAUGGGACAGUACCAUAUCUUGACUCUGGCCCGUUAUGUUGAUACAAAUGAACCUCUUAUGCUCAAAAUCGGCUAUGAAAUCGAUCCUAGCACACUCUCACUGCCCCCAUUCUUUCAGAGGAUCAGUCUCAAAACAGUCGCCCAGAUUGGCCAUGGGCCUCAAUUCAUCGAUCAAGUCAGCCAGCGCGGAGGAUCACCGUACCCAAAUGGUCUUGUGGACUUUAUCGUCAUGAGUCGUGUUCCUGGGGAAAAUGUUGGGGAGAUAUUCCUUGACCUUACAUCCGCCCAACUCCAGAGCAUCAAAAGACAGCUUACGCAUAUACUAGAGUGGAUGCGACAGAAGGGCUUUAUACUAUCACAUCAAGACCCAAACUUCCUUCGAUACGACAUAGAAAACGAUAAGCUGUAUAUUGUUGACUUCACUUUUAUGGACUUCAUCGUGCUAGACCCUUUAAUGGAGUCGAUAGAAGAAGAUAACAUGUUCGUUCUCGCAUUCAACAUCUGGAGAGAACAUAUGCCGGGACCCCCUUUCCAAGGUAGAGGAGUAAAUCCAUCGGGGAUGGCUCAAAGGUAG
This is a messenger RNA of Aspergillus wentii DTO 134E9, 675 nucleotides long. RefSeq lists its product as uncharacterized. The transcript is spliced from 5 exons. Bases 1 to 675 code for a protein of 224 amino acids. Lineage: Eukaryota; Fungi; Ascomycota; Eurotiomycetes; Eurotiales; Aspergillaceae. The record is from RefSeq and is a predicted model, not a curated record.